AUGGCACAACGCCUCUCCCCAUGUGACCGAACAUUGUCCAGCACUGGGACCAGGGCAUUGAGUGAGACUGAAGCUGCUGUGGACCAACUGGUGGAGGUUGCUGGUCUCCCUGAUGUGGUGAUCAACAACGCUGCAGGGAACUUCAUCUCCCUGUCAGAGAAGCUGUCUGCCAACGCAUGGAGGACCAUCACAGACAUUGUCCUGAACGGCACAGCCUUCUUCACCCUGGAACUGGGCAAGAGGCUGAUACUGGCCGAGAAGGGUGCUGCGUUUCUGGCCAUCACCACCAUCUACGCAGAGACCAGCUCUGGAUUUGUGGUGCUCAGCGCAGCUGCYAAGUCAGGAGUGGAAACUCUGUGCAYGUCUCUGGCUGCGGUGUGGGGGAGGUACGACUUGAGGUUUAAUGUCAUCCAGCCAGGACCAAUCAGAACCAAGGGGGCCUUCAGUCGUCUCRAUCCCACGRGCAUGUUUGAGAAGGCCAUGAUCGGCAGGAUACCCGUGGGCAGGCUGGGCACGCCCGGAGAGAUUGCCAAUCUGGCAGCCUACCUGUGCAGUGACUAUGCCUGUUGGRUGUCUGGAGCGAUCUUUCGAAUGGAGGUUGGAGAUUAUGUCUCCAUGGCAGGAGAAUUCAAUGAUCUGAGGAGGGUCACUAAGGAGCAGUGGGCUAUGAUGGAGACCAUGAYCAGGKGCACCAAGGGAUCCUAAGAAGUCAAGAUGGGAACAUGAUACUAACUCUACCACUGUUAAUGCUCCAGGGAUACACAGACACACAGUUGGAGCGUGGUGGAUUGUCAGGUCAUAUUUUCUCCUUUCCGCCACCAGACCUUGUCCUCCCCCACUGAACAGAGGGUGCUUGACAGUGUCUGAUGCCAUAGGACAAGCACCAAACAAGCACAACGGAGGAAACGUCCUUUCAAUSCAACACAAAGCACCAGUUCACUGACCCUCCUGCUAAAGCUGUGUGUAUGUGUCUCACAGGGUUGCAGCAUAUCCAGGAUAAACACUAUUACUCUGAUUGUGGUGUCAGCAACACUUAGCUGAGAAAAUGAAAUGUGGUGGAGUUUUAUUUACCUAUCCUAUGAGGUUUGUGGAAAUGUCCAAUUGAAAAAAAAUGACAAUUUCAUCUGGUUAUUCCUUUGUCAUCUUUAAUUGUGUUGAACCGGUGUCCAAUUUGUUUGCAGAUUCUCCUUUGGCCAUGCUUUUAAGGUCAGGGGUAUGCCUGUUCUGUGUCGAGGGAAACAGACAUCAACGUAUAGAGUGGAACAGUACCUUGCUUUGAUUAAGUACAAUUAGCUCUCCCAUAAUGCAGCGUGUUCCCCUCUUCCUACUUCAUACCCCUACCCUUUCRCGUCCCAGAGUUCCAUUAGGCACAUACACACAGACACACACUUCACACCUGCUACAUUUAACCUUUAUUUAACUAGGCAAGAACAUACUGCAGCUAAACUCAGAUAAGCCAUCGCUAUACAUUUACCAACUCGGAGAGAGAUGCCAGCAGCUGCCCAAUUAGGAGAUAAAAUCAUCCUGCUGUCUAAACUCUCACUGCAUAGUGCAUGGGGGACAGAGCACUGAGCAAUGCCUCUACACUCAAUGCAGGGAUUUACAAGGUUAAGGCUUCCCUCUGCCUGUCAUAAAGCAGCAGUUAACUUUUGACCUUCAAGUGCUCCUAUGCCUACUGAAAGCUCCUGUCCCGAAACCAGACUGUUUCUGCAUUCAGCAACGCUGCAUUGUUGCAACGACAAGUUGGCCAAAGCAGAAACAGAUUGGCACACAGGUUAAGGAAGUUCCACCUGAAGUGUCCUCACCUCCCCCUGUAAGCACAUCCCUCCAGUGCUGUUCAACCUCCACUGGCUCCCAAUAUGCUCACGCAUUGACUUUAAAAUCCUGGUUCACACCUACCAAGCUAUCCACAACUCUGGAGCCAAGUAUUUGUCUGACCUCAUUCUACCGUCCUACCCYACACACUCCCUUCAAACCUCCAGGUCCGUCUCCGUUCAGCAUCCCCACUGCAGACAAACAUUUAUGGGUGACAGGGUCUUUCAGUUUUGCGGCUCCUCGACUGUGGAACUUCCASUCAAUAUCAGGGCUGUAGAGUCUCUGACUUCGUUUAAGGCACAGCUUAAUUGUGCUGUUCAGAAUAGCUUUCAAAUACCUAUGUUAAUUCUGUUCUCCUGUCCACCAGAUCUGACGACACCUGUAUAUAGCUUAUAUAAAUAUAUAUAUAUACACACAC
Salvelinus sp. IW2-2015 is the source of this 2233-nucleotide messenger RNA. Its product is annotated as 2,4-dienoyl-CoA reductase [(3E)-enoyl-CoA-producing], mitochondrial. Gene Ontology annotation, molecular function: 2,4-dienoyl-CoA reductase (NADPH) activity. The record is from RefSeq and is a predicted model, not a curated record. Gene Ontology annotation, cellular component: mitochondrion. Gene Ontology annotation, biological process: fatty acid beta-oxidation. Lineage: Eukaryota; Metazoa; Chordata; Actinopteri; Salmoniformes; Salmonidae.